AGAGGCGUUGAUGUUGAUAGGACUUGAGCGGGUACACUUUCGAUCUCGACUGGACAUCAUAGCCGAAUUGACGAGCUUUGUUUUGGUAAACAGAAAGUCUGCGGGAUUAAAAACGCGUUUCAAAUUUGUCGCGUUUGUCUAACAAGCGAUUUAACAUCAAAAACAGCAUGUGGGCUUUUCUGCGGGCUCGUUGUUGUUUCACUUCGCUCACUUUCUGAUCACAAUGCUAACUAGCUACGUUCUGCCCGAUGCUAAUGUUCGCUAACUCGAACGCAGAAUUGUAAAUAUGCGUCGCGGUGGAUCGUUAUCAUCUUCUGCUGUCACGCCACGAAGCCCAUAAACAAGAGAUCGCUGCACUGUAAAAUAUCUUCAUUUCACACGGUUAAAGUCAGGGCUGUCCUGAUCAGGAUUCCAUAUAAUCGUUCAACAAACCUCUCAAGAAUUACCAACAUUUUUGGAUGGCGGUGGCUCCCGCCUCGAUGGCAGAUAAGAUCAUAGUCCUUGAUGAUGAUGAUGAAGAGGAGAGUCCUCAGCCCUCCUGUUCUGCGUCCAGGUCGUCCUCUCAGCAGCAAGCAAAAAAGGUGUCGGCGCUCAAAGCUCAGCAGCCUGUCCCGACCCACAUCACCCAGUCACCUUUCGCCUCAGCAAAGAAAAACGCACAUGUACUUCAGGCAGAGAAUCAGAGGUUGUUCGCUGAGUUUGUGGAGCACUGCUCAGCUCUCACCCAGGACUGUCCUGAGGUCCUGACCUUCCUCCAAACGAAGCACUCCAAGGCCUCCCCUGAAUAUCUGUCAUCAGUGGAGUUUAGGAACACCUUGGGACACUGUUUGACUCGUGCCCAGGCAAACCGUUCCAAAACCUUUGUCUACAUCAACGAACUGUGCACUGUACUGAAGCAGCAUGCAGCCAAGAAGAGGCAGAUCAUCACCAAAGUUGAGCCUGGGCCUUGUACCUCAACAUCAAGCUCUACACCGCCUACCUCUGUUACACUCAAAAGUAAAGACAAGUCUAAAGUGAAAGUGGAUGAGGAGAAGGACAGGGUGAAAUCAGCAGCAGAGGAUAAGCAACCAUCCACCUCAGGGCUGCAGGAGGGCGAGGAGGAGGGCAACAAAGAGGAACAGCAAGCUGAGAAAAAGGCAAAGAGAGCUUCCAGGAAACAGAUAGCGUACCUGGAGAAUCUACUGAAGGUCUACAACGAGGAGAUCUACCGCCUGCAGCAGUCCGAGCUCAGUUUAGACGACCUGGGAUCUGAAGAAUCUUUAUACAUCCAAGAGCACAAGCUGAAACGCAAGAUGAUGAAGAUUUAUGAAAAGCUGUGUGAACUAAAGGGCCGCAACACACUAACAGGCCGAGUCAUCGAGCAGAGGAUCCUCUACAACAGCACGCGUUAUCCGGAGAUCAACAGGAAGAUUGAGCGGUUCAUCAACAGUCCUGAGGCACACAGGAACCCUCCAGAUUACCACGACAUCCUCCAGCAGGUGCUGCGUGCAAAUGAGCGCCACAAACUGUGCCUGAGCAGAAAACAGCUGAACCAGAUCGCCCAGGAGGCUUUCAGGGAGACCGGGAGCCGCAUGCAGGAAAGACGCCACCUGGACCUGGUGUACAACUUCGGCUCGCACCUGACUGACACCUACAAAGCUGCUGCCGACCCGGCUCUGAGGGACAACUCUCUGCUUCGGAAACUGCGAUCGAACCGAGAAUUGGGUCUGUCACGUCUGGAGGAGGUCAUCACCAAGUAUGCCGUGAAGCAAGAGGACACAGAGGAGCAGGAGAGGACCAAGCGACUGGGGAAAAACAACAAAGAGAAGGAGGGCCACAAAUCAGAAAAGGAAGAAGAAAAUAAAGAGGUGAACGGAGUGGCAGAGGUGGAAGAAGAAGAGGUGGAGGAGGAGGAGGAGGAGGAUGAUGAGGAGGAGGAUGAAUCAUCAGACCCAGACAUUGAGGAGGAAAUCCAGGCCAGCACUCAGCAGGAUGGACCAGACGAUAUUGAGAACGGCGACGACGACAGUAACGAGGCGAAUGGCAUCAACAAGGAGGAUCAGACAGACGAGGUGUCAGGAAGCGUUUCUGCGGGGGAAAGUGUGAAAGAUGAAGACGAGGAACCGAUCUCAAGUGGACCCAGUCCUCUUUCUGAUGAAAGCAAAUCCCUGAUAUCACCGCUGUCUGACCCGCCCUCCCCCAGACACAGCCCCAGCCAAUCAGAGCCAAUGCAGACUGACAACCACACACAGUUAUCUAAUGGUAACCUUGCAGGAUUAGAGGAGCCUGUUGAUUCCUCAAAUCAAGUUUCAGUCGUGCUGGUAAGCACCAGCGAAGACACCAAGGACCCCGGUGACGUCACUGCAGCAGACAGUAGGGUGCCUCCGCCCCUCUCACCCGCAGUGAUAAUAGAAAAAUGUCCCACACAGACGACGACCAACGGAACAUCGCCGCCUCCCAGUCCCAGAACAACCAGGGCGAAGAGGAAGAGAGAGGAAACAUCAGGGAACUCCCAGAAUACAAAGUGCAUAAACACCUGUGACAGUGAUAUAGAUAUCCCACUGGAGAUGGGUGUUUAUAGCUGCAGUUCUCCGCAGCAGGCAGAGUCAACACGAGCCGACACGCCAACCCAGGAAAUAGUCAGCAGCUCGCAGUCGACGCCGCCUCCCAAGAGAAACAAGGUCAACGUGGCGACUCAGUGUGACCCAGAUGAGAUCAUCGUCCUGUCAGACUCAGAAUGACCUUCGACCUCUCUGCACCACAGAUUGUUCCACCUGUUACCUGUAUUCUAGGAUUUCCUGAAAACACUCCUUUCUGAGGACCGUCCCUGUCUGCUGGCUUGUUAAUUUUUUUUAAAAUUAUUAUUAUUAUUUUUUUCAAAUGAAAAAUUCUUGCUGAAAUGAAUGUGAUCCAAACAGCCACUUACAGGUGUGGAAAACAGGGAAAAGUAGGAAUUUGGUACAUCGUGUUACAUGAUUAAAUUUUGCCAAACACAAGCCCAAGUGCUUUGUAAACAACUUAGAUAAAAUUGUACUCUAUCGUUUAAAAGAAAGCUGAUUAAACUGGACAUUUCUUUUCUGGAAAAUCAAGGUUUUGGGAGCCUUCUUCUUCUACAGCUGUGUGCUUCACUGCUGAUGUAGACGUCGACUGUCUUCUUUCCCUUUGCGGGUGCAGUAAUGAUCUGAGUCGACUGGGUGAUCCAAACUUCUCUUGCCGUGUUUCCUGCCACUCAGUGCGACACGACUAAUGGCGGCUGACAUCCGAUUGGUUGUAGCAUUGAAAUACGUUUUUCUGCUGCUCUGAACACAGAGCUAAACAAUCUUCUCAUGAUUGUCCCCUGACUUGAACUUUUGUUAUUGUGGUGUGUGAAAGAAAUCAGUGCCUGAAACAUGAACUGUGCAAGGAGUUUUGUUUUCACAGACACUCGACUGGCGUUUGCUCACCGCCAGUUUGUUUACAUUUUUAUAUUGCAAUUGCAAUUU
Molecule: messenger RNA, 3461 nt
Organism: Acanthopagrus latus (yellowfin seabream)
Lineage: Eukaryota; Metazoa; Chordata; Actinopteri; Spariformes; Sparidae
Gene: daxx
Product: death-domain associated protein
Exons: 12
Coding region: 459-2720 (753 amino acids)
Molecular function (GO): histone binding
Source: RefSeq, a predicted model, not a curated record